UAUCGCGAGACCACAAUUUCUCUUCGCCGCUCGCGCCGGCCGCCUACCUAAAGCGAAGAAGAAGCGGAAGAGCGGCAGGGCUGCACCACGCCGACCGCCGGCGGAAGACAGACUGAUAAGGAGGCUCAGAAAAUACAGCGUGUCACAAUGGCAGCAGAUUCAAUGGAAAUAGAUGAUGCUUUGUACAGUCGACAGAGAUAUGUACUCGGAGACAGAGCAAUGCAGAAGAUGGCUCAGUCCCAUGUGUUCCUGAGUGGAAUGGGAGGACUUGGAGUCGAAAUUGCUAAGAACAUAGUCCUUGCAGGAAUAAAGACUCUCACCAUCCAUGAUACGAAGCAGUGCAAGGCAUGGGAUUUGGGAACAAACUUUUUUGUUCAUGAAGAUGAUAUUCUCAAUCUGAGAAACAGAGCGGAGGCAACACAUCAUCGCAUUGCAGAACUGAACCCGUAUGUGCAAGUAAUGUCGUCAACUGCUCCACUAAAUGAAGUUACAGACAUCUCUUUCCUCAGACAGUACCAGUGUGUUAUAGUAACUGAGAUGAAGCUAUCUUUGCAGAAGAAGAUUAAUGACUUUUGCCAUGCACAACACCCACCUAUUAAGUUCAUUAGUGCAGAUGUGUAUGGAAUGUGGGCACGUCUCUUUUGUGACUUUGGUGAUGAAUUUGAAGUGCUGGACACUACAGGAGAGGAACCAAAGGAAAUCUUCAUUUCAAACAUCUCUCAGUCCAAUCCUGGUAUUGUCACUUGCCUUGACAAUAAUCCUCAUAAGCUUGAAACGGGACAGUUCGUAACUUUCCGGGAAGUUAAUGGAAUGUCAUGCUUAAAUGGAUCCACACAUCAGAUAACUGUGAUAUCACCUUAUUCUUUUAGCAUUGGAGAUACUACAGAUACAGACCCAUACUUACAUGGUGGCAUAGCUAUCCAAGUAAAGACACCUAAAAUAUUUCACUUUGAACAGCUGGGGAAGCAGUUGAUCAACCCGAAAUGUCUUGUUGCAGACUUCAGCAAACCUGAGGCACCUCUACAGAUUCACAUUGCAAUGCUGGCCUUGAAUGAGUUUCAGGAGAAUGUUGGUCGUAUGCCAAACAUUGGGUGUCUUCAGGAUGCAGCAGAGAUGGUGAAGAUAGCAUUGUCUUUAAGCAAAACACUGGAAGGCAAACCUCAAGUUAAUGAAGACAUGGUGAAAUGGCUGUCAAAGAUGGCUCAAGGAUCUUUAGCAUGUCUCACGGCAGCACUUGGUGGCGUUGCCAGCCAGGAAGUCCUGAAAGCUGUAACGGGAAAGUUUUCUCCCCUGCAACAGUGGCUUUACAUUGAUGCAUUAGAAUUCGUCCCAUGUCUCGAAAAAGCUAAUGGUGAAGAAUUUCUUCCAAGGGGAGAUAGAUAUGAUGCCUUGAGAGCCUGCAUUGGAGACUCCUUGUGCCAGAAGUUGCAAAAUUUGAAUGUGUUCUUAGUUGGUUGUGGUGCAAUUGGUUGUGAAAUGUUGAAAAACUUUGCACUUCUUGGUGUGGGCACUGGCCAAGAAAGGGGCAUGGUCACAAUUACAGAUCCAGAUUUAAUAGAAAAAUCCAACUUAAAUAGGCAGUUCCUUUUUCGUCCACAUCAUAUACAGAAGCCCAAAAGUUACACGGCUGCAGCUGCAACCCUUAACAUCAACCCUCAGAUGAAGAUAGAUUCGUAUCUUAACAAAGUGUGUCCUGCUACUGAAAAUAUAUACAAUGAUGAUUUCUACACCAAGCAAGAUGUUGUUGUAACUGCUCUAGACAAUGUGGAAGCAAGAAGAUACAUUGACAGCCGCUGCGUAGCAAACCUGCGCCCUCUCUUAGACUCAGGAACUAUGGGAACUAAAGGGCAUACUGAAGUCAUUCUGCCUCAUCUAACAGAAUCGUAUAACAGUCAUCGAGAUCCACCUGAAGAGGAAAUACCGUUUUGUACAUUAAAGUCAUUCCCAGCUGCCACAGAACAUACAAUACAAUGGGCAAGAGACAAGUUUGAAAGUUCUUUUUCACACAAGCCUUCCUUGUUUAACAAAUUUUGGCGGACCUAUUCAUCAGCAGAAGAGGUAUUACAGAGAAUAAAGUCUGGAGAGAGUUUGGAAGGCUCUUUCCAGGUGAUCAAGUGUCUCAGUAGAAGACCAAGAAGCUGGCCACAGUGUGUUGAAUUAGCAAGACUAAAAUUUGAAAAAUAUUUCAAUCAUAAGGCUCUCCAGUUACUUCAUUCAUUUCCCAUUGAUACACGUUUGAAAGAUGGCAGUUUGUUUUGGCAAUCACCAAAGAGGCCACCUUUUCCAAUACAAUUUGAUUUUAAUGACCCUUUGCAUUAUAGCUUUAUGCUGAGUACAGCAAAAUUAUUUGCAACCAUUUACUGUGUCCCUUUUACAGAAAAGGAUAUGUCAGAAGAAACAAUUUUAAAGAUAAUUUCUGAGCUGAAGAUUCAAGAGUUUCGACCUUCCAACAAGGUUGUGCAAACAGAUGAAACAGUGAGGAAACCAGAUCCUAUUCCAGUCAGUAGUGAGGAUGAAAGGAACGCUGUUACUCAGUUGGAGACUGCCAUUUUCGCCAACGAAGCUACAAAGGAUGACUUACAAAUGAAAGAGCUUUCUUUUGAGAAGGAUGAUGACAGUAAUGGUCACAUAGACUUCAUAACAGCAGCUUCCAAUUUGAGAGCCAGAAUGUACAAUAUAGAGCCAGCAGACAGACUCAAAACAAAACGGAUCGCUGGAAAGAUCAUUCCAGCCAUUGCAACUUCUACAGCAGCUGUGUCUGGGUUGGUUGCUUUGGAAUUGAUCAAAGUAGUGGGUGGCUACCCUUUCCAAGCCUACAAGAACUGUUUCUUCAACUUGGCUAUUCCAAUCAUUGUCUUCACAGAAACAGCUGAAGUGAGGAAAACAGAAAUAAGAAAUGGAAUAUCAUUUACCAUCUGGGAUAGAUGGACUGUUUUUGGGAAAGAAGAUUUCACAUUGUUGGAUUUCAUCAAUGCUGUCAAAGAAAAAUAUGGAAUUGAGCCAACAAUGGUGGUCCAAGGAGUUAAAAUGCUCUAUGUGCCUGUAAUGCCAGGUCAUGUUAAAAGAUUAAAGUUGACGAUGCAAAAGCUUGUGAAACCGGCAGCAAAUAAGAAAUAUGUGGACCUGACAGUGUCCUUUGCUCCAGAAACGGAUGGUGACGAAGACUUGCCAGGGCCACCUGUUAGAUACUAUUUUGCCCAUGAAGAUAACUGAUGCAUUCAUUGUACUGUUCCAUGUUGUAGCAGGACCACCCACAAAAGGAGUGCAGCGCCAUCCUUUAAAAAUGGUACUAUAUACUUGGCAAAGCCUUAAUUCAGAAACAAAUAAUAGAAGUCCUUUCUGUGGAGCUCUGUAGCAAAUUGGAUUUGCUGUUUACCUGUCUGUAGUAUUUUUGUAGUUACCCAAAUCUAAGUGGGACUUGACAUUUUCUGGAAAGUAUGGGUCUUUUUGAAGAAAACACAUUUCUCUCAACCUCUGCAGGAAAGACCAGAAUAGGAAAUACACAAUCUGCAUUGCAGGAACAAAUCAUUAGAUGAGGUGGCAAAAAAAAAAAGAUACGAAGAAACUGCCAAUUACACCACCAUCAAACUUAAAUCAUCACAGAGUCCAGUGCUAAGUCCAGAGACAGCAUCCUGGUGAUGAUCCAUUGCAAUAAAAUGAUUUAUUAUUGUUUUUGUUCUCUUCUGGAGCAUAUUAGCACAUGAUGCGUGCAGAUGUUGUUGUGGAAAGAUUUACAGUGGAAUGAAGAUUUAUCAAGUUCUGACUUUUCUUUCCACUGAAAAACAACCCCCCCCCCUUUUUUUCUGCUUAUGUCAAAAGCAACACAGCAUGAAGGAAAUGCAAAUUCUAAUGUAGACAUUUUUUCUAAGGACAUGUUUUUUCGAGGAUGCUUUUCCAUGCUGAUCUAGAGAUGAUGGGUAAUUUUUCUUGCGUAUGAAGAGAAUAGCUAACAAAUUUGUCUGAAGUAAAAAUUUUAGUAGACAGACAUCGCCCCUGCUAAAUCCUUCAGGAAACGAAUUGGUAAUGUUUGAUGUAUACCUAUGGGCCUAUAAUACCCACCAAUGGCCAACUUAGCCACUUGAUGGAAGCACGAUGUAUUUGUAAACCUUAAUCAGUCCUAAUUGGAUAAAAUGAAUGGGAUGUGAUUCUAUUUUAACAUCAGAAGGGUUAGAUGAGUAAUGUUGGACAUUAAAUUGGCUUGAAACUGAAACUGAAACUGAAAAGAGAAAAGCAGCUGAGAAACUAUAAAGUUCAAAGAAUGGUUUCUUGCUUACAUUCAUUCUCAUGUUAAAACUGGGCAUUUACUAUGUACCAUUCUUAUGGAGGGCCUUGGAUUUAGACACCUACAUUUAAAUAGUCAUUAUACUGAGAGAGGAAGGAAGAAAUUUCAACUAUAGGCAUUUGUAGGGAACAGGUACAGUACAAAAGUUUUCUUGGUUGCUCUCUAAUGUGCGUAGCCCUGGAUGAAUGAGUUGUUGCCUUUCUUACAUCGCCACCCCAACCCCUUUUCUAAGAAAGUCAAGUCUGCUUCCAACAUUAGCUUUUGGGGGUGAAUAAACACUCCGUAUCUACAGUGUGUUGGAUGGUUGUAAAAUAUUUUGUCAUGACAAAGGUGGUUAAUAUUUUCCCAAACGUUUGUGGUCAUUAUACAGACCAUAACAAGAUUAUGUUUGUUUCCCUGUUUCUGUAGGCACCCAACCACCAAAGAUGUAUUUUUUGUGAGCUGCAGUCCAUCUCUUAAGUUAUUCCAAUAUUUGGGACUAAAUCUUGAAAUGUAGUUACUGUUCCUAAACUUUAUUAUAUUUUAUUAAAUACAGUUUGUUAUAAUUUAGUAGAUUUUAAAAUUGGCUGGGUAGUUUUGUUUAACAUUUUAAAAGAAAUCACAGGGAGGGAGACAUUGACAUCCUCCCUUACUGGCAACUUAUUUCAAAUGGCACUUUGAUUGAGUUGGUUUUAUCGUUUGUUCUUAAUAGCUCUGGCUAAAGGAAACAACUAUGACCACCAAAAGGCUUGGGGAAUGUAAUAAAAAAAGAAUUAUUAUCUUGACCUUCCAGUGGGAUACAGUGAGUUAUUUAUUUUUUACAAUCUGAUCAUCAUGACUUGUGCUAGCAUUUUUUUCUUUAUGACUACUAAUCAGUGUUCAGAAGUAGCAACAAGACUGUCUUUGCAUUUGCAAAACUGCAUUUGAUGUCAUACAUCAGUUGGCUUGAAACUGAAGAACCCUUUCCAGUGAGUCUUCCUCGCAGAUCUUACAAUACCGAAACACGAGAGGGCAGUCUCAACACAAAAGUCUCCCUACAGGUUGUGCACUUAGUUUAUCUUGGGAAUUAUUCUCCUCACCCAUGUGAUUUCAAAGAGUGCUCUCAAGUCAAAGAAAAAUCUAUACAAAAGUUGUACAUACGUCCACAGUUUGUGUUUAUCUCUGAAUUUAUUUCAGUACAUUUUGAAGGACUGGUUUUUAUUUGUGUACACAAAUUAUGGUGUAUAGCCUACAGUUAUGAGAAUGGCUUUUUGUCCUUUUCAUAUUAAAUAAUUUGAAAACAGCAUCAAAA
This is a messenger RNA of Anolis carolinensis (green anole), 5552 nucleotides long. RefSeq names its product ubiquitin like modifier activating enzyme 6 (gene uba6). Gene Ontology annotation, biological process: DNA damage response; protein ubiquitination; ubiquitin-dependent protein catabolic process. The record is from RefSeq and is a predicted model, not a curated record. Lineage: Eukaryota; Metazoa; Chordata; Lepidosauria; Squamata; Anolidae. Gene Ontology annotation, molecular function: FAT10 activating enzyme activity; ubiquitin activating enzyme activity. The coding region runs from base 148 to 3213 and encodes 1021 amino acids. The transcript is spliced from 33 exons. Gene Ontology annotation, cellular component: cytoplasm; nucleus.